Anopheles funestus (African malaria mosquito) is the source of this 2214-nucleotide messenger RNA. RefSeq lists its product as uncharacterized. Bases 1357 to 2070 code for a protein of 237 amino acids. Gene Ontology annotation, cellular component: ciliary basal body. Lineage: Eukaryota; Metazoa; Arthropoda; Insecta; Diptera; Culicidae. Gene Ontology annotation, biological process: regulation of cell projection organization. The record is from RefSeq and is a predicted model, not a curated record. The transcript has 4 exons. Gene Ontology annotation, molecular function: cytoskeletal protein binding.
GCAACAGUCCACCCAUAUUUUUAUUUUACACAGGAUCGUCGUUGCGUAUCGAUUUGCGCGUACACCAAAAUCAUCUGUUUCAAACGCUCGAACCACAGCCAAGCGAAAAAGCUAACAUUCCCGCGGUCCCCUAAGCAGAGCUCGGUACCGCAAAUAGAAGGUUCUGCAAAUGGAAACCGCGAGGAAAAAAGUAGGCGAAGGACACCAAAGGACAUAUUCUUUCGCCAAGCCAUUCCUUUGCACGCGUACAAACAAACAUCGACCGCGACAAUAUGGGUCCUUCUUAUGGGUGGUUGCAACAAUGUUUACAUUUCACACGCUACCUGUGCCCCGGACCUAGCUUCCGAAUGAAUUUUAUGGACUUUUAUAGCAUUUUUUCCUUUCGUCUUCCCGUUUUCGCCCUUCAUCGGGCAGCGCAUCGAAGCAACAAAGCAAAAAACUGUUGCACGCCCAACCGAAAAAAGCACGGUUGCGCGAAUCAGAAUUGAUUGUGAUUUUUGCUUGACCGGACGGAAAAUCGUUCAACGCUCGAUAGAACCACGUGCGAAGCGAUGAGUUAAUUGUACCUUUUUUUUGCUUGGUGCGACAGUUGGUGAAAGUGAUACGAUCAGCAAAAAUUCAAACGCAGACCUAACCUGGUUCUAGUUUUACACUAAAUCACUCCUCAAACUCCUCGUGCGCCGCAGUAAUGGAAGGUAAAAGAUAGUAAAAUUCGUCGAGAAAAUUAGCAUUUCUCCCCGAGGGCGAAAAUCGAGCGACAACAAAGAGCAAAUUGUCCUUUUUGGGUUGCAAAUUAACAAACUGGUAGAUGUUAUCAUCAUCGUCAUAAAGUUCUAAUGUCGCUGACUCAUGCUUCAGCAAGCUCAUAACUUUACUCGCCACGGAAAAGCUAAUUGGUGCAGGUCUAAUUACCAUAAUCUGUCGUCUGUGCUUUUAGCUGUCCGGACUUUUAUUCCGGAGACUACUUCGAUCGAAGUGAUGCGUGUCCGUUGGGUGAAUCAGCAAUGCUAGUAGUAGUAGUAGUAGUAGCGGUAGUGGUAGUAGGCUUUGCCUAAACGAGCUUCCAGCCAUCAGUGAGAAGAGGGCAUGAGAAUGAAAACCCCAAAUUGAAUAUGAUAACAAGCAGUUUUCGGAGUGGAAGAAGCGAAAAUGGUCGGUGGAAUCUUCCACGAUUGUUUGUUGGUUUAAAAAAACGCACAAACAAUCCACAAAUCCAAUUCCCGCUAACUACUACAAAGCGUGCGAAAGUGUGAAGAAACCCACAGUUUCGAGUACGUCAUCCAGCGUCCACCUCAGGCAAGGAUAUGCUUCGGUUCCAGCAUCGAGAGAGAAGCGGUACCCCUGCGAGGACCAGCCAUGAGUGCGAUGAUGCACCGGCACCAACCGGAGCUGUUGGGAGAAAAUCUUGCACCAGGUUGUCAUAACAUCGGCUACGAUUCAGGAACACCGGAAGCACAUCCGGCAUUACGCAAACGCAUCAGUCGUAAGGGGUAUGGACCACUGGCUGCCACUAGUGUGCGGUUUAACUUUGAGGAGGUGAGCAACAGUCCGGGUGUGGGAGAUUACGAGCUGGCAGCACGCAAGCAAUCAAAACCGAAACAGUCGGCCAAACCUUUUGGCAGUGGAACGGACGAACGUACGAAGGAUCAUUCGCUUGCGUAUCCUGGCGUUGGAACAUAUAUCUUCAAAACGCGAAAGGAUAUUCGGCAUCAUUCGUUUGGAGGCACUAUUAAAAUUAUGCCCGCUGCAAGGACAAUCUGCAAGACGGAAAAUUUCGACCGUUGCCAACGGUGUGACGAACGGCCGGAAGUAGACUAUUGGAAGAAUCUUCGAACGGAGCGCUGUCUAUGUCGGCGCUGUAUGGUGAAAGAACUCGAGGAAGCACGGUGCCAUUCGAAGAACAAAUCCGAACAGACGCAACGCACGGAAACAUUGAAGGAAUAUAAGCGUGUACGACACUGUGCGUAUUACCAUCGGCAUGAUAAGACCAGUGCAGCGAUACAAUUCAUUAGUAACAAGCAGUUGAAGCGAAAGUUUCGCUUGGAAAAUUAUCUCUCGAUGUUUGAAUAGAACGUUCUAAGCGCGACUAAUCCAAAUGGGUCGAUUAUUGUACGGUUUUGGGACUGAUGACCUUGUUGCCAUGUGUUCGGCAUGUUCGGCAUGUUCGGCCAUGUGUUCGGCGAGUAAUAAAUUCUUUCCUCAAAUCGCGCGUAA